GUUAGUAAGGCUGACCGCUGUUUUAAUUUUUUAUUCAAGUUUUGCGUUCUUCGUUAUUUAUUUCGGUAAUGUCAAAAUGAUUAAGCAUCAGUUACUGGGAUUUACAUUUUUUAUUUGCGGAAUUUUUUGUAGUUCGAUAAUUAUUCAAUGGUUGCAGCUAUUUAAUAAACAAAAUUUUUCUGAAAUAAUCUGUCGCAUUUGCAGAGACCCGAACUCCGAUGAAGCUUUAACUAAGGAAUCCAAACCUACGUUUUCUAUAUACGGGAAGUCCCGAAAUGAGGAUCAUUUAAUUCAUGUUUUAAGUGUUUUAAAGAGGUUGGGGUUACGAAGAGUACCUCUUCAAGAAAACUGGGAUUUAUUAUGGUCACACGAUUUUCCCUUUCGUAAUCUAUCUAAAAAGUUAAAAAAUUUGGAGUCUCAUCAAAAAGUAAAUCACUUUCCCGGUUGCGGUUUCAUAACAAAUAAGGUAGAUCUUUCGGUAACAAAUUUGCCUUUCCAACCGAAGUCGUAUAGAUUACCAAAAGAUAAAAGUAAGUUUAUUGAAUAUUCGAAGAAACACUCAAAUAAACUAUUUGUUGAAAAACAUAACGAGCAUCGACAUAUAUUUAUUAAAGAAAAGAAGGAUAUAAAUUUAUCAUCCAAUGAAGUUUUCAUUCAAGAAUUUAUAGAUCGCCCUUAUUUAGUUGAUGGUUACAAAUUUGAUAUUGGAGUUUAUGUGAUUUUAACCAGCGUGAAUCCUCUAAGAAUAUAUAUUUAUACUGGAGAUGUAUUGUUUCGAUACUGUACAAAACAAUAUUAUCCAUUUAAUUCAUCUAUCCAGGAAAAAUAUGUGGUGGGGGAUGAUUAUUUACCUUCUUGGAAGGUUCCAUCUUUAAAAGUAUUGUAUAACUCUUUUAAAUUUGGCAUGAAAGAUUCAUUUGAUGGAUAUGUUAAAUCAAAGAAAGAAGAACCUAGUAUUAUAUGGGAUCAAAUUGAAGAUAUUGUGAGGCAGACAAUACUAUCAAAGGAAAAAAAUAUAAUAAUUAUAUUAAAUAAUUAUAAACACAAAAAAAAUUUUUUUGAGUUAAUGAGAUUUGAUUUUGUUGUCGAUGAGAAAUUGAAAGUUUGGUUGAUGGAAGCAAAUAUGAGUCCCAAUUUAUCUUCAGCCCAUUUUAAACAAAAUUCUUUGCUGUAUGAGCAAUUAUUAUACAGCAUGUUUCAGCUUGUUGGAGUUGGACUUCCAGUACAAAGAAAUAGCUUUGAAAAGAGAACUGUGGACGAGGAAUUAAUGAUAUCUUCUGAAAAAAAUUUAGCUGUCUUCGUUCAAGAGUGUUUGAAAAAUUCUUGUGAAUCCAACUGUAGUAAAAGCAAAUGCAAAUUUUGUUUGAAUUGUUUAACAAAAAGCCGUUUACAAAGUCUUCAUGAUGCUUACAGAGAGCAUAUUCAUAAAGCUGACACAAAACGUAUUUUCCCAAAACCAAUUAUAAUUUUACUAACUUCACAUUUAAAAUCUAUAAUUGAAUUUCAUCAUGAAUUACACAUAUAAGUACUUAUAUGUAUAUACUUUAAUCUGGAAAAUUUAAUUUACUUUUAGAUGAACUAUCAAAGUUAUGUAAUUGAAAACGAAAUCAGUGGAUUAAGUGAAGAGAAUGAAUUUAUGGUAAAAUGGUUUUAUGGAAAGUGUCAGAAAGAUUCUAAUUGGUGUAUUUGAAAGUAUACUGAUAGUAAGUUUCGCUUGAAAUAAAAAUUAAUUCAAACAAUUCGAAAAUGUAAUAUUGAUCUUGCUCUAAUCAAAUUUAGUUAAUUUCGCAAGGUAAUUAUCGGAGCCUUUUUAAGGUGAACCUACAUAUUGAUUUAAAAAUAAUUUUGCUUUUAGUCUGAUAUUAAAUAAAGAAUUUUUAAAAUUUU
Molecule: messenger RNA, 1887 nt
Organism: Condylostylus longicornis
Lineage: Eukaryota; Metazoa; Arthropoda; Insecta; Diptera; Dolichopodidae
Gene: TTLL15
Product: probable tubulin polyglutamylase ttll-15
Exons: 5
Coding region: 77-1525 (482 amino acids)
Biological process (GO): protein modification process
Source: RefSeq, a predicted model, not a curated record